AUGCAUCAUUUGUGCAAACGCUUGACAAGAAACAUGACAUGGAGACCUAGGUAUUUCGAUAUUGGUGUCAAUUUUUCCGACUCAAUGUUUCAGGGGUUCUAUAAUGGAUCACCAACUCCAAAACAUCCUUGUGAUAUUGAAGAUGUUAUCAACAGAGCUCAUCUAUUCAAUGUUGAUCGGAUGUUAAUCACUGCGUCUACAAUCAAAGAGAGUCGAGACCAUUUAGGAUUGUGUGAACAGUAUAAGAACCAAUUUAGCUCCACUGCAGGUGUACAUCCUUGCUCAGUGGCAAACGAAUUUUAUGUGAAAGAAGAAGAUAGUUUUACAGAAGAGUUGAGACCCGAUGUUAGUGAGAAACUUGCGGAGUUAAAAAGCAUCCUCAUUGAAGGGUACAAUCUGGGGCAUGUGAAAGCGUUUGGAGAAAUCGGAUUAGAUUAUGAUAGAUUACAUUAUUCAAGCAAGCAUCAACAACUUGAGAUGUUUAAACGUCAAUUGGAUAUACUAAAGGAGAUACAGUUUAGAAUUCCAUUGUUUCUACACAUGAGGGCCGCAUGUGACGAUUUCAUAAACAUAAUCAAGCCUUACAUAGACGAUGGUACUGUGGAAAAUGGUGUGGUGCAUUCAUUCACGGGCACCGAAGAGGAGUUGAACAAAUUGCUAGAACUUGGUUUUUACAUAGGUGUCAAUGGCUGUUCAUUAAAAACAGAAGAAAAUUUGGUUGUUGCAUCCAAAAUACCGGUAGACAAACUUAUGAUUGAAACAGAUGCUCCUUGGUGUGAGAUUAGGAAAAGCCAUGCCAGUUACAAAUUUAUAUCACCAUACCCAAAUAUAUUCUAUCCUGCGAUUUCAACAGGAGAAUUAAAUGAAGCAAAGCCGCAGUUUAAGCUUGAUGACAACUUGCCAUUCCCAUCAAUCAAAAAGGAACACUAUACAAAACACUCGAUGUACGUUCAGCAACGACUUGAGAACUGGCGAGAAGAAGCCCCAGCUGAAACCAGAGUUGGAGUCCUUAGCAGACCCUUAAUCAAGUCUCGCAACGAGCCAGCACAAGUUGGUCACGUAGCUGAAAUUCUCUGCAAAUUAAAUGACAUCACUGAUGAUUCUGAUAUAGAAAAAUUUAUAGACAGAGUUUUUGAGAACUCGGUAAAAGUGUUUCAUUAA
This is a messenger RNA of Lodderomyces margitis, 1161 nucleotides long. Its product is annotated as 3'-5'-exodeoxyribonuclease. Bases 1 to 1161 code for a protein of 386 amino acids. The transcript has a single exon. NCBI's taxonomy places the organism in Eukaryota, Fungi, Ascomycota, Pichiomycetes, Serinales, Debaryomycetaceae. Gene Ontology annotation, cellular component: cytosol. The record is from RefSeq and is a predicted model, not a curated record. Gene Ontology annotation, molecular function: 3'-5'-DNA exonuclease activity.